CAAAAUGCUGGUAGGGGAGGAAUGAGAAGAAUCCAAUUUGUAGACUCUCUACACUUACGAGGGAAAUAACCGUGCCAUGAUGGCGCUGAUUGCUGCUCAGUAUAACAACGUGUAUAUUCACGUCCCUAAGUUCGAAAUGGGAGUGGAGAACAAAUCUGAGGAGUUUUUGAAGAUGAACCCCAACGGAAAGGUCCCCGUUCUGAAGACCCCUGAAGGAGCUAUCUUUGAGUCCACUGCUAUUGCUCGUUAUGUUGCUCGCAUGCGAAACGACACCGGACUGCUGGGACGCACCUUCUUCGAGGAGGGAAAGGUCGAUCAGUGGAUUGACUGGGCUACCUUUAUCAUGGGAUUUGCUCCCCCAAAUCCCAAGAUGGUCGAACAGUCGAAGGAGGCCCUCAAGAGACCUCUGGCUGCCCUCAACACCUACCUGGCCUCUCAUACGUUCCUUGCUGGAGAGAGAAUCACUCUUGCCGAUAUUGUGGUUGUCUGCCAGCUGCUGUACGGCAUGAAGUUCCUCUUUGCUCCUGAGUACAGAGCUCCCUAUCCUUCCGUGAUGCGUUGGUUCGAGACCUGCGUGAACCAGCCUCAGUUUGCCUGCGUGAUGGGUCCUGUGGAUCUGGCCACCGAGCAGAUGGCUCUUCCUGCUGCCCCGAAGAAGGAGAAGGCGAAGAAGGAGGAGAAGCCUAAGAAGGAGGAGAAGGCGAAGAAGGAAGAGAAGCCCAAGGAGGAGAAGCCCAAGGAGGAGAAGCCGGCUGCGAGCCAGGCAAAGGCGAAGAACCCGCUGGAGCUUCUGCCGCCGUCGCCGUUCGACCUGGACAACUGGAAGCGCAUCUACUCGAACACGCACAGCGACUUCUACUCGGUGAUGGACAAGUUCUGGCCGAUGUACGAUCAGGAGGGCUGGUCGUGCUGGAUCUGCGACUACAUGUACAACGAGGAGAACACGCGUGGAUUCAUGACCGCCAACCUGGUCUCCGGAUUCAUCCAGCGCUCCGACUCCCUCCGGAAGUACGCGUUCGGCAACAUGAACAUCCUGAAGGACGCCAACGAGCCCUUCUAUCGCGUGAUGGGAGGCUGGCUGAUCCGCGGAACCGCCAUCCAGCCCAUGCUGGACGAGAACCCCGAUGCCGCCUACUACAACUGGAGAAAGGUCGAUGUCACCAACGAGGACGAUAAGAAGCUCCUGGCCGACCUCUGGUGCGCGUCGGAGACCAUUCAGGGAAAGGAGAUCAACUCGAACGAGGUCUUCAAGUAAGUCAGCAAGCAGGCACGGAAUUGACACUUUUUGGUUG
Messenger RNA from Blastocystis hominis, 1292 nucleotides. RefSeq lists its product as hypothetical. Gene Ontology annotation, molecular function: glutathione transferase activity; translation elongation factor activity. Lineage: Eukaryota; Bigyra; Opalinata; Blastocystidae. The record is from RefSeq and is a predicted model, not a curated record. Gene Ontology annotation, biological process: translational elongation. The coding region runs from base 77 to 1255 and encodes 392 amino acids. The transcript is spliced from 4 exons.